GUGGCCGCCGUCUAACGCAGUCUCUGAGGGGCAGCGAGCGCGGCGGCUGUUACGCAGUUUGCGUAGCGAGGUGGGCUGUCCGUUGGCCGGGAAGCGGAAGUUGCUCUGUGAAUGGGGAUGAGUGCGCUGUUUCUGGCUGCUUUCGCUUUGUGAGGAUCAGGAUGAGCUAUGACCGAGCGAUCACCGUGUUCUCCCCGGACGGACACCUCUUCCAGGUGGAAUACGCCCAGGAGGCCGUCAAGAAGGGCUCCACCGCGGUGAGGAACACCAUUGUCCCCGGGGCCACAAGGGCCGCCCGAGUACGGGAGGGGCCCUGGGGCCAGGGCCGCCCGAGAGCAGGGGCCACAAGGGCCGUCUGAGAGUGGGGACCCGGGGCCACAAGGGCUGCCUGAGAGUACGGGAGGGGCCCUGGGGGCCACAAGGGCUGCCUGAGAGUACGGGGGCACAAGGGGCUGUCUGAGAGCACGGGGACCCGGGGCCACAAGGGCUGUCUGAGAGCAAUGGGGACCCAGCCAAGACCUGAGACGGGGGCCCUGGGGGGCCACAAGGGCUGCCUGAGAGCACACAUGGGGUGUAGGUAGAGAAGGGCUCAUGGAGGAAACUAAUGGGGUGGUGGGAGAGUGGGGCCCCCCCAGGAGGAAAUUAAUGGGGGUAGGAGAGAGUUAUGGGGGCCCCUCAUGGGGUAGGAGGAAAUUAAUGGGGGGUAGGAGAGAGUUAUGGGGCCCCCCAUGGGGUAGGAGGAAACAAUGGGGGUAGGAGAGAGUUAUGGGGAGGUAGGAGAGAGUUAUGGGGGUGCAUUUGUCCAUUAGGUGAUGAGGAAGUUAAGUUAAAAGGGGGUGGGCUGUCCAUAAGUUGAGAGCGAAAUGGAAAACUUGCUAUGGUGUAAAAAGAAUUCAUUUCAUUGCUUUGGAGCAGGCUUCCCCAAACUCCGGCUCUCCAGAUGUUGCUAAACUACAACUCCCAUGAUUCUAUGAAUGAAAUAGAUUGGCUGAGAAUCAUGGGAGUUGUAGUUUAGCAACAUCUGGAGGGCCGGAGCGUAGGGAAGCCUGCUCUAAAGCAUAGGUAGGCAACUUUUGGCACUCCAGAUAGUGUGGACUACAUAUCACUUGAUGCUUUUCCAGCAUUAUGGCUGUAAGGGUAUUAUGGGAGUUGUAGUUGUACAGCAUCAGGAGUGCUGAAGGUUGCCUACCUCUGAUUCAUCAUAACCACUACAGCACUCUUGGUGCAUUUCUUUAAGGCAGCUGAUUUGAGAUUUCUGAAUGAUUUUGAUCCUUCACUAUAUAAAUAACAUUAAUCCUUCACUAUAUGAAUAACACAUGGUACAUGGCAGCAUUAUUCCCAUAUUGACCAACAGGUGCCCAGUUUGUUUCAUCUAAUAACCAUAGCCUCUAUUAAAAACAGUAUGAACUAAUGUGUGUAAUGGAGCUUAGUUCUCGUCUCCUAAAGUUGAGGGUGAAUACAGAUAAACCCAUGGUGAUUGCGUAAAUCGGACAUAUAAAAAGUUCCAAUGGGUUGUUAGGAUGGUUUGUGUUCCCUAAACUUCAUGUGAGUGGUGUGAUGCCCAGUAAAUGAAGGAUUACAGCUGGUUACCUAUUGUUAACUCUGACAUUUUUGUUACUUGUGAAAUGUGUGCUUUUGACACUAUGCAAUAUAUACUUCAAUGCAGGUUGGUGUCCGAGGGAAAGAGAUUGUAGUCCUUGGCGUUGAGAAGAAAUCUGUAGCCAAGCUUCAAGAUGAGAGGACAGUGCGGAAAAUCUGUGCCUUGGAUGAAAACGUGUUUAUGGCUUUUGCCGGUAAGUGGAUACUAACCGGUUCAUUGACAAAAAGUGUGGUUGAACAUGGCAGUGUGACAGACAUUGAGAUAGUGGGUGGAGUGUCACGUUCCCCAACGACUUCUCGCUGUUACCCGUAUUAUCACCGAACGAGCAAUAAGCAGAAGAAUAUCAUUCAAACUUGAGGCAUGUCAAAGUGGCAUUCACGGUCAAUGAAAACCAAUUAUAUCACUAAACUUUGACUUGUCAGGAGUUCACUAGGGAAUUGUACGUUGUUUGGUAAAAUAGGAGAACUGAAAAAAAUCCCCAAGUUGGCUUUGCUGUUUUGACCUUCAUUGUGUGGUUAAAGCUGCACGAAUACCGUCUGGAGACUUUGCAACGACCCCCGACAGCGACAUUGCCACUGGGUUUCUGGGGGCAGGAGGUUUGCUUUUCUGAGGUUUUGUUCGAUAGCUAUUUUAGUUUCACAUGGAUUUGUUAUCAGCAAGCCAACACCAGACCAUGCCUUCACCAUGCAUUGCAGUUGGAACCAGACAUUUAAACCCACAUGAUCACCUUCUCUGAGACUUGGGAAUAUUGUUGUUGGAGUCAAAUAUUUCUUUUUGCCUUUUGACUCCUAAGUCCGGAGCAUCAGUGGGUUGCCCUUAGCCAUUAAGUAAUGUUCAAAGUUGAUAUGAGCUGGUAUUAUAAUGCUCUUCUAGAGCCUGGAGGAGCCUCCUGUGUGUGAUUAAAGUUCAAUUUAUAGAGCAGGAGAUAAAAACUCCCAAAGUCAGUUCACAUUUGAUUGAAAAUUAAACCAUAUUUAUUUCAUGCAAGCUGUGUCAAUCAAAGCCAUGGGAGGUGUGGCUAGUAGGAAUCAACCGAUUAUCGGUAUCAGCCAAUAGAGAUACCGAUAUUGCCGAUAAUACAUACCAGGACUGCCGGGCCCAUUACAAGCCUGGUGGUCCUGGAGGGCCCACAGCAAGCGCUUACUUCCUUCCCUUCAGCUCCCCUGACUAAAUUUCGCUGGUUCCGCGGCAUUCAGAUAGUUGCCACAAUGCUGAAGGGAGCUGCUGGGCACCCACUGUACUUUCCAUGCCACCGGACCACCAGGGAAUGCCAUAACCCUUCUCCCUGGUAAGAAGGGGGGAGCUAAAAAAAUAAAUUAAAACAUUUAAAUAUUAAAAAUAAAAAUGCCCCUCUCUCUACACAAACACACACUCUACAUUAUAUACACACUUCAUUCACUAUACACACACUACACACACACUGCAUUCACUGUACACACACUACACAAACACACACACUCUGCAUUCAUUAUAUAUACACACUACACAUACACUCACUGCAUUCACUAUACACACUGCAUUCAUUAUAUACACACUGCAUCCACUACACAAACAUACACAGCUCCCCUGUCUAAACACACUGCAUCCACUACAUGUGGCAUGUAUAUUUUGUGCAUUUACCUUUAGAAAUAGUUUAUUUUUUCAAAAUGGUAAAUGUACAGAAGAUUGGCAAGUUAUCGGCUAUCUGCCUGAAAGUUCACAGAUUAUCAGUAUCGGCUCUAAAAAAAAUCAAUAUCGGUCGAUCCCUAGUGGUUAGUGCUGCAUAAACAUAAACAAAAGUAAUUUAAAAGAACACUAUAGUCACCUAAACAACUUUAGCUUAAUGAAGCGGUUUUCAAGUAUAGAUCAUGCCUCUCAGGUUUUACUGCUCAAUUCACUGCCAUUUAGGAGUUAAAUCACUUUGUUUCUGUUUAUGCAGCCUUUGCCACACCUCCCCUGGCUCUGAUUGACAGAGCCUGCAUGAAAAAAAAGUUUCACUUUCAAUCAGUUGUAAUUUACCUUAAACAAUUUGAUCUCUUGCUCUGUAAAUUGAACUUUAAUCGCAUACAGGAGGCUCCUGCAGGGGAUAAGAAAAUCUAAAUUAAACAGAACUUGCAAUAUAGGAAGGAUAAACAUUAGAUGACUCUUUACAGGAAGUGUUUAGGAAGGCUGUGCAAGUCACAUGCAGGGAGGUGUGACUAGGGUUCAUAAACAAAGGGAUUUAACUCCUAAAUGGCAGAGAAUUGAGCAGUGAGGCUGCAGGGGCAUGAUCUAUACACCAAAACUACUUCAUUAAGCCAAAGUUGUUUUGGUGACUAUAGUGUCCCUUUAAAUUUGGCAUAGAUUGGUGUUUAAUACCUUAGGUUGUCUUCUUUUAAAAAAUAUAUUCAUGUGAAGGGAUAUUCAGGGAUUCCUGACAGAUAUCAGGUUUACAAUGUAAUUUGCGUUCAUUUUUGUUUAAAAAACAAAAUGGUUUGUAAAUACCAAAGUGCCAUUUGUACUUAUUGCCCUAUAAUUUAAAAAAUAAAUAAAUAAAUAAAAAAAAAGCUAAGAACUUGUUAACAUUGGGUAUUUCUAAAUUCAGGACAAAAUUUAGAAAAUAACACGGGUGUUUUUUGGCGGUAGUAGAUGCAUAACAGAUUUUGGGGGUCAAAGUUAGAAAUAGUGUGUUUUUAUUUUAUUUUUUUUGUUUUUUACAUUUCGUCAUAUUUUAUAAUUUUGUUUUUAUAGUAAAUUAUAUGAUGAAAAUGAUAUCUUUAGAAAGGUCAUUUAUUGACAAGAAAAACUGUAUAUUAUAUGUGUGGGUACAGAAACAGAGUAAGAGGAAAAUUACAGCUAAACAUGAACACCUCAGAAAUGUAAAAAAAGCCCUGGUCCUUAACGGUAAGAAAAUUGAAAAACAGUCUGGUCACUAUGGGGUUAAACAUACAGGAGGCUCCUGCAGGGUCUAGCAAACUAUUAACAUAGCAGAAGAUAAGAAAUUCUAAAUGAAACAGAAUUUGCAAUAAAGGAAUUGUAAACAUUGGCUGACUCUUUACAGGAAGUGUUUAGAAAGGCUGUGUAAGUCACAUGCAGGUAUUUAUUACUACGGUUGUAAAAACAAAGUGAUUUAACUCUUAAAUGGCAGAUUUUAGCAAUGAGACUUUAAGGGUAGGAUCUAUACACCAAAACUGCUUCAUUAAGCUGAAGGUGUUUUGGUGACUAUACUGUCCAUUUAAUAUCACAGAUUUGCUUGAAAAGCCUGAUCGAUAGCUGUGUGCUGAUAACUGAUCUUGUACAGUGUGUCUAUAUUGUUGGUGUUUUGUUUUUACACAUUUGGACUAUAAUAAAGUGUGAAAUGAUAACUAUUAAUAAGUAUUUAUCUCAGAAAAUAGCCUGGGAAUAGGCUUUAGACUGAGUAAAUCUUGAUUUGCCUGUUAGGAUUUGUUCUAAUCACACACUUUGUGCUCAGGUCUCACAGCUGAUGCCCGUAUUGUUAUAAACCGUGCCCGUGUUGAAUGUCAAAGUCACAGACUCACAGUGGAGGAUCCAGUGACUGUGGAAUAUAUCACGCGGUAUAUAGCCAGUUUGAAACAGGUAAGAGACAAUGCUGCUGUGUUCACUGAUUGUUAAUUUCUUAUGAGGGAAGGGGGGGGUCUGCACGGUAGUAUGCUAGUUCAGCCGAGGGUUUAGGGAUACCUAUAAAAGUACAUCAGGAUUUUAGUCUAAUUCUGCCCCAAAGAACUAGUUUUUCAUAGUGUCUAUUAAUUAAAUUAUCAUUUUAAAUGGGAAGAGGUAUUUUUCCAUGGCUGGUGCAGUUACGAACAGGCUAAGGUGUUUUUUUUUCCGUGGCUUACAUGAGGUUUAUGUCCUCAGCGUUACACUCAGAGCAAUGGCCGUCGUCCUUUUGGAAUAUCCGCUCUGAUUGUGGGUUUUGACUUUGAUGGGACUCCUCGUCUCUACCAGACUGAUCCCUCUGGAACCUACCAUGCUUGGAAGGUAAGGAAGCAUUGGGCUUUGUCAGUCUUUUCACGGGUGGUGUCAGUGUGUAUCAUGUAUGCCUGAUGUGUCUGCCUAACAUGUCCCCACUCAGGCCAAUGCAAUUGGCAGAGGCGCUAAAUCUGUGCGUGAGUUCCUAGAGAAGCACUACACCGAGGAAGCCAUUGAAACAGAUGAUCUGACCAUUAAACUCGUCAUUAAGGCUCUGCUAGAAGUAAGUGAUUUGUGUCAAUAUUUGCUGUUCACUCUACAUCUUCACUUUGUACUAACUGUGAUUCCAUGCGUGCUCAUUCUUAUUACCAUUACAACACACACAGACCACUGGUGGUUUAAAGAACCUUUUCUGUAUUCCUAAAGCUAAAAUCUUCUCUGCGUGUAGUUUAAGGACCUUCCUCUGAAUAAAACACGUGGGGGGGGAAAUGGUGUAACUCACUAUUUUUUAUUGCAGUGCAAUCCAUUCCAUGCAGCCGUUCAAUCCGCCUCCUGUGGGGUCACUCCUAUUCUUCUCUUCCUUCCAAUCUAAUUCCCUCAUAUAGGAGCAUUGGAGAUGAGAAGCACAUGAGCGUCCUGUCCUGCACUCCUCCAUGAUUUGGAGGUUUGCAGUGAGAGCAGAGUUUGAUGCGGAGGUGCCUUUAGUGACUGUCAGGAAGAUAGCCGCUAAAGAUGUGUUUAACCCUCCAAUGUAAACAUUUCUGUAUUUACUACAGGGUUAAAACUAAAGGACCACUGCACCCAAACUACCUCAUGGAGAUGAAGUGAUAUGAGUGACUUUAGCGAUAUUUAAGGAAGCACUGUGUAAUCUGUAUAGACAGAACUCCUUACAUUAUACUUCUUAUUCCUGUAAUAUUUCUAAACAAAGGUUUCUUGUAUCUAGUGUGCUAGAUUUGAAAUACAUGGGAAACGUUCCAUUAUAUAACCAUGCUGUGCUUUUAUAGGUCGUUCAAUCCGGGGGUAAAAACGUGGAGUUAGCAGUAAUGAGAAGAGAUCAGCCACUAAAGGUAAGUUUCAGACUAGAGUUAUAACAUUACAGAAUCAUCUUACUAAAGUUAAUAUUUUAUCAACAGUAAAAUGUAAAAGGGAGUUAUAUUCUGACUACACAGCUACUAGCCAGGCAUCAAAAGUAACUAGCCACUGCAAGUCAUAGCAUACCGUCCUCUGGGCUAUAUUUUGCCUCACCAAAGGAGAGUCUCUUUAGGUUCAAUAGUUUUCUACCUCCGUGCUAUACUGCAGUCGGUUACCUCUCACAUUUAAAACCCUCAAACUAGCCAAUUCCUGCACCAGUUGCACGCCAACAAAGAAUUAAAAAGAUAAUAUCAGGUUCUCAGGUGUGUCAUGGGAAGUAGUAUUUUUAGCAAAGGUGACUAAACUCCAAUGAAACAAAUGUAUAAUUAAAAGAAUGUAUGUUUUCAUCGGGGGUAUUUAAGAAGUAGUGAUUUGUUCAUUUUUUGUAUUUGCCUAGUUGAGUGUCCCUUUACCGUCUUGAUUCCUUUUCUCCGUCUGCUAACUUGUACGCUAUGCUCAUUCCAACAGAUCCUCAGUCCAGACGAAAUCGAGAGAUAUGUGGCUGAAAUUGAGAAGGAAAAAGAAGAGAAUGAAAAGAAGAAACAGAAAAAGACAUAAUUCUCCUGUUGGAAUCACACUUACUGUGCAUAUUGUUUAGUCUGUGGGAAAUAACUAUUAAAUAAAGUCUUUUUUUUUUUGUAAUUCAGACAUGCCGGAUCUGCUCUCUGUUUACUGAAUUCCAGUGUAAACAAUAAUCGCUAGACUC
Messenger RNA from Pelobates cultripes (western spadefoot toad), 7325 nucleotides. The record is from the annotation of a GenBank genome assembly. NCBI's taxonomy places the organism in Eukaryota, Metazoa, Chordata, Amphibia, Anura, Pelobatidae.